Messenger RNA from Aspergillus versicolor CBS 583.65, 2481 nucleotides. RefSeq names its product putative MFS peptide transporter. Gene Ontology annotation, biological process: transmembrane transport; oligopeptide transport. NCBI's taxonomy places the organism in Eukaryota, Fungi, Ascomycota, Eurotiomycetes, Eurotiales, Aspergillaceae. Gene Ontology annotation, cellular component: membrane. The transcript has 4 exons. Gene Ontology annotation, molecular function: dipeptide transmembrane transporter activity. The coding region runs from base 411 to 2258 and encodes 615 amino acids. The record is from RefSeq and is a predicted model, not a curated record.
CGCAGCACUAAUUCGGCCAAAGCCCCGGAAUGGAUCAUGGUGCCAUCGGAAAUUAUACUGUUAUCAUCUGUAGACUAGAUUCCAAAAACUGCGAGGUCGACGGCUGGCCAAGCACUACUAAAUUUGCUCCCAAGCCUGCGGCGAACCCCGACUACCAUCGACGAUGGAUCCAUCCAUUUGUUCUCGCCUGCUGCUGGUACGCGAUAGCCAUCCUCUUCGAUUCCUUCUCCAGCCCCAUGAUUCGCCGCUGUCUUGUUAUUCCUUUUUCCUGUGCAGCCCCGGCUCCUACCUUAAAAGCGCAUUGUUUCCCCGCCAUCCUUUAACUUUUCUCUCUCUUCUCUUCUCUCGUGGGACCCCUCUGUACAGUCUUGUCAUCCAAGAUCCCAUAGGACCCAUACCAGAUUGUCGCCAUGAACCAGGCCGACUCUGUCGAGAUUGGCGAAGUCGUCGCUGCCCAGAAAAAUGCCCAGCUUCCAUCUGAGAAGGACCUGAUCGCCAAGGAGGCCAUCGUUGAAGAACCUCUUCCCCAGUACCCUGCGGGCGAGGAAAAUGAGGCCUUGAACAAGCUUCACCCCACGUCCGAGGAGAUGCAAACGCUCCGUCGUGUUGCUGGUCCUCUUAACUGGAUCACCUUCUCUGUGGCUUUCGUCGAGCUCUGCGAGCGUUUCUCCUACUACGGAACCACCGCUGUUUUCGUCAACUUCAUUCAGCAACCCCUGCCUCCUGGCUCUACUACUGGUGCUCUCUCUGGCGGAUCCGACGUUCCUGGCGCCCUAGGGAUGGGCCAGCAGGCCUCUACUGGUUUGACUUUGUUCAACUCUUUCUGGGCCUACGUGAUGCCUCUCGCUGGUGCCUGGGUAGCCGAUCAGUACUUGGGUCGUUUCCGAACAAUCAUGUUUUCCAUCGCCGCUGCGUUGGUCGGUCAUGUCACCCUCAUCAUUUCCGCCAUCCCUCCUGUGAUUGCAAAUCCGAAUGGCGCUAUUGCCUGUUUCGCAAUUGGCCUGGUUAUUAUGGGUGUUGGAACUGGUGGCUUCAAGUCAAACAUAUCGGCCCUGAUCGCUGAACAGUACCCUGAUGAGCAGCCUGUGAUUAAGACAUUGCCAUCAGGCGAACGUAUCAUAAUCGACCCUGCUGCCACAGUUGCUCGUGUUUAUCUCUACUUUUACUUGAUGAUUAACAUUGGCUCACUUACCGGUCAAAUCAGCAUGGUCUACGCAGAGCGUGGAGUCGGCUUUUGGCUGUCAUUCUUGCUACCUACGGUCAUGUUCUGCUUAGCGCCGCUGGUGCUGUUCCUCUGCCGAAACAAAUACCGCCUAGUGCCUCCGACAGGCUCUGUCUAUACUCAGGCGUACCGCCUGAUUAGAGAAGGUGUCAGGAAACACUGGUCUGUCAAGACAGUCAAGGUGGUUGGUAUUCCUUUCAAGAUAUUCAAGAAAAAUGAUACAGACUUCUGGAAUACUGUGAAGCCUAGCACUCUUGGAGAUAACCGUCCGGGUUGGAUGACUUUUGACGACGAGUGGGUUGAUGAAGUGGCCCGUGGUUUGAAGGCAUGCCGGGUGUUUUUAUGGUAUCCCCUGUACUGGCUCGCCUACAACCAAAUGCUUAACAACCUCACUUCCCAAGCUGCGACUAUGAAACUCGGUGGGGUUCCCAACGAUAUCAUCAAUAACUUCAACCCUCUUGCCCUGAUCAUCUUCAUCCCAAUUUUCGAUCGCUUACUCUAUCCCUUCCUUCGCCGUAUUGGGAUUAACUUCACUCCGCUCAAGCGUAUCACAGCAGGCUUUUUCGUUGCCGGGAGCGGGAUGAUUGUUGCCACCGUCACUCAACACUAUAUCUACAAGCUCGGUGAAUGUGGAGAUCAACCUAAUGAUUGCCUUCCGGAAAUACAUGCCCCAAUCUCUGUCUGGGUACAGGCCCUCACCUACAUCCUGGGUGGCAUUUCCGAGAUUUUGGCCUCCGUCACAUCUCUCGAGUACGCCUAUACAAAGGCACCGAAAAACAUGCGUAGCCUCGUACAGGCCGUUUCGCUUUUCAUGAAUGCCAUUUCCUCUGCAAUCGGCCAGGCUCUGGUAGGUCUAUCGGACGACCCCUUGCUUGUGUGGAACUACACACUCGUUGCCAUCCUGGCCUAUAUCGGCGGCAUCGGCUUCUGGGCCAGCAACUACAAGCUGGAUAGACAGGAGGAUGAACUGAACACCCUCAAGCAGUCCCGGUAUGAGGGGUCAGGGUUGAAACAGGACGAAGAGGCGAGAACUUAAACGUAUUUCUUUGAGCUGUCGAGAUGAUCAUGUCAUGUUGAUAUGACGAAUGACGCAUGAUAUUUCACACGAUACGUGUAUGAAUAACUAGCUGGGCUACAAACUAAGUAGUAAAAAGGGGUGUAUCUCAAUAUUUUGUUCCAGAGAUUUCUUCACGUAGCCCUUUGACAGCAACCUCCACAUGAAGACAGACCCACCCGUCUGCUGUGGAAGCUGGUGGGUC